Messenger RNA from Ipomoea nil (Japanese morning glory), 1866 nucleotides. Its product is annotated as elongation factor 1-alpha-like. Gene Ontology annotation, molecular function: GTP binding; GTPase activity; translation elongation factor activity. NCBI's taxonomy places the organism in Eukaryota, Viridiplantae, Streptophyta, Magnoliopsida, Solanales, Convolvulaceae. Gene Ontology annotation, biological process: translational elongation; translation. The record is from RefSeq and is a predicted model, not a curated record. The transcript is spliced from 3 exons. Bases 229 to 1572 code for a protein of 447 amino acids.
GCGGCUGACCAAAAAGGCAUCGCACCUGUGGAUCGUCGAUCAUUCAAUCCAACGGUCCAUGAAAAACCCUAAUCUCAUCUCACCCCCUGAACUUGAUUUAUAAGCCCCGCAUUGCCUCUCUUCAUUCUCUCCCUCUUACGGACUCUAUAUCUUUUCUUGUGCUCUCCAGUCUAGAGUCCUCUCACUCUCUCUUUGCAUCUUGAUAUCGGUUUUGCUAAAUAGAACAGAAUGGGUAAGGAGAAGGUUCACAUUAACAUUGUGGUCAUUGGCCACGUUGACUCUGGUAAGUCGACCACUACUGGUCACUUGAUCUACAAGCUUGGAGGAAUUGACAAGCGUGUUAUUGAGAGGUUUGAGAAAGAAGCUGCUGAGAUGAACAAGAGGUCAUUCAAGUAUGCUUGGGUGCUUGACAAGCUCAAAGCUGAGAGGGAACGUGGUAUCACCAUCGAUAUUGCCUUGUGGAAAUUUGAGACCACCAAGUACUACUGCACUGUCAUUGAUGCCCCUGGACAUCGUGACUUUAUCAAAAACAUGAUUACUGGUACCUCACAGGCAGACUGUGCUGUCCUCAUCAUUGACUCCACCACUGGUGGUUUUGAGGCUGGUAUUUCCAAGGAUGGACAGACCCGUGAGCAUGCUUUGCUUGCUUUCACCCUUGGUGUGAGGCAAAUGAUUUGCUGCUGUAACAAGAUGGAUGCCACUACCCCCAAAUACUCAAAGGCCAGGUACGAUGAAAUUGUGAAGGAAGUCUCAUCCUACAUGAAGAAGGUGGGAUACAACCCUGAUAAGAUUCCAUUUGUUCCCAUCUCUGGUUUUGAGGGAGACAACAUGAUUGAGAGGUCAACCAACCUUGACUGGUACAAGGGUCCAACCCUCCUUGAGGCUCUUGAUCUGAUCCAUGAGCCCAAGAGGCCAUCUGACAAGCCCCUCCGACUUCCACUUCAGGAUGUGUACAAGAUCGGUGGUAUUGGUACUGUCCCUGUGGGUCGUGUGGAGACUGGUGUCCUGAAGCCGGGUAUGGUUGUUACAUUUGGACCUUCUGGUCUUACCACUGAAGUUAAGUCUGUUGAAAUGCACCACGAAGCCCUUCAGGAGGCACUUCCCGGUGACAAUGUUGGGUUCAAUGUGAAGAACGUUGCUGUGAAGGAUCUUAAGCGUGGUUAUGUUGCCUCAAACUCUAAGGAUGACCCAGCCAAAGGAGCUGCGAGCUUCACCUCUCAGGUCAUCAUCAUGAACCACCCCGGGCAGAUCGGUAAUGGAUAUGCUCCUGUGCUGGACUGCCACACCUCCCACAUUGCAGUCAAGUUUGCUGAACUUUUGACCAAGAUUGAUAGACGGUCUGGUAAGGAGCUGGAGAAGGAGCCCAAGUUCCUGAAGAAUGGUGAUGCCGGUAUGGUGAAGAUGCUUCCCACCAAGCCCAUGGUUGUUGAAACCUUCUCUGAGUACCCACCACUUGGUCGUUUUGCUGUGAGGGACAUGAGACAAACAGUUGCAGUUGGUGUUAUCAAGAAUGUUGACAAGAAGGAUCCAACUGGUGCCAAGGUCACCAAGGCUGCCCAGAAGAAGAAAUGAGGAUUGUUUGCUUGAAGGGAUUUAUUUGCUUUUGUUAUUUAAAAUUUUGUCAGACUUUUAUGUUAGUUUUGUAUUAGGCUCCAGAUGUUCCUCCCAUUGUGCCUUUCUUGCCCAUUUUGUGGGUUAGUGAUGGAUUUUAGUGAGUUGGUGUGAAUCUCUCCCUACAAUGGGCUGUCCAUUUGUAGUUUAUUUUUAGGCGUGCAAUAGUUUUUCAAUUUUGUAUGAGUUUAAAGUUUGAACUGCUAACUGAUUGUGCUUGCUUUUCACAUCUUUAAAAAUUUCUAGCUUUAAUUU